GGAGGCGGCGGGCCCAGCCCAGAGCCCGUCCCGGGCGCCGGCGAGCGAGCUCCAGCCGCGGCGGCAGCGCCAUCCCGGGCCGCGGGCAGCAGCGCCUCGCCCUCCGCGCCCGGAGCUGCCUUCGCCUUCCCGCGGCCCCGCCGCAGCCGGCCCGCGGCGCGCCACGGACGCUGUCCCCUCGGCGGAGCAGAGACCCUUUCCCCUUCUUAGGGGGUGUCGUCGCUGGGAUCGCUGAGCGCUAGGGGUCCAGGAGGCGGGGACGGGAGCGUCGUGACACGCCAUGGCUCAAGCGGCCAAACAGCUGAAGAAAAUCAAAGACAUCGAGGCACAGGCCCUCCAGGAGCAGAAGGAGAAGGAGGAAUCCAACAGGAAGCGGAGAAACCGCUCCCGUGACCGAAAGAAGAAGGCCGAUGCUGCUACCAGCUUUCUGAGAGCAGCAAGAUCAGGUAACUUGGACAAAGCUUUGGAUCACCUGCGGAAUGGGGUAGACAUUAACACCUGUAACCAGAAUGGGUUGAAUGGCUUGCAUCUGGCCUCUAAGGAAGGCCAUGUGAAAAUGGUGGUUGAACUUCUGCACAAAGAAAUCAUUCUAGAAACAACAACCAAGAAGGGGAACACGGCCCUGCACAUCGCUGCCCUGGCCGGGCAGGACGAGGUGGUCCGGGAGCUUGUCAACUAUGGCGCCAACGUCAAUGCCCAGUCGCAGAAAGGUUUUACACCCCUGUACAUGGCAGCACAAGAGAACCACUUGGAAGUGGUUAAGUUUUUACUGGAAAAUGGAGCUAACCAGAACGUAGCCACGGAAGACGGGUUCACGCCUCUGGCGGUGGCCCUGCAGCAGGGCCACGAAAAUGUCGUCGCGCACCUCAUCAAUUACGGCACCAAGGGGAAGGUGCGCCUCCCGGCCCUGCACAUCGCGGCCCGCAACGACGACACGCGCACUGCUGCGGUGCUGCUGCAGAAUGACCCCAACCCGGACGUGCUUUCCAAGACGGGAUUCACGCCCCUGCACAUUGCGGCCCACUACGAGAACCUCAACGUGGCCCAGUUACUCCUCAACAGGGGAGCCAGCGUCAAUUUCACGCCACAGAACGGCAUCACGCCCCUGCACAUCGCCUCCCGCAGGGGCAACGUGAUCAUGGUGCGGCUGCUGCUGGAUCGGGGAGCCCAGAUAGAAACCAAGACCAAGGACGAAUUGACACCUCUCCACUGUGCAGCUCGAAAUGGGCACGUGCGAAUCUCAGAGAUCCUGCUGGACCACGGGGCACCCAUCCAAGCCAAAACCAAGAACGGCCUGUCCCCAAUUCACAUGGCGGCUCAGGGAGACCACCUCGACUGUGUCCGGCUCCUGUUGCAAUACGACGCAGAGAUAGACGACAUCACCCUGGACCACCUGACCCCGCUCCACGUGGCUGCCCACUGCGGACACCACAGGGUGGCCAAGGUCCUUCUGGAUAAAGGGGCCAAACCCAACUCCAGAGCCCUGAAUGGCUUUACCCCCUUACACAUCGCCUGUAAAAAGAACCACGUUCGUGUCAUGGAGCUGCUGCUGAAGACGGGAGCCUCGAUUGACGCGGUCACCGAGUCUGGCCUGACACCUCUCCACGUGGCCUCCUUCAUGGGGCACUUUCCCAUCGUGAAGAACCUCCUGCAGCGGGGGGCAUCGCCCAACGUCUCCAAUGUGAAAGUGGAGACCCCACUACAUAUGGCAGCCAGAGCUGGGCACACGGAAGUGGCCAAAUAUUUACUCCAGAACAAAGCCAAAGUCAACGCCAAGGCCAAGGAUGACCAGACCCCACUUCACUGUGCAGCUCGCAUCGGCCACACAAACAUAGUGAAGCUCCUGCUGGAAAACAAUGCCAACCCCAACCUGGCCACCACUGCUGGGCACACGCCCCUGCACAUCGCAGCCCGUGAGGGCCACGUGGAAACAGUCCUGGCCCUUCUGGAAAAGGAAGCAUCCCAGGCCUGCAUGACCAAGAAAGGAUUUACCCCUCUGCACGUGGCAGCCAAGUAUGGGAAGGUGCGGGUGGCAGAGCUGCUGCUGGAGCAGGACGCACACCCGAAUGCUGCCGGAAAAAAUGGCCUGACCCCCCUGCACGUGGCCGUCCAUCACAACAACCUGGACAUCGUCAAGCUGCUGCUUCCCCGGGGUGGCUCCCCGCACAGCCCCGCCUGGAAUGGCUACACCCCUUUGCACAUCGCUGCCAAGCAGAACCAGGUGGAGGUGGCCCGCAGUCUGCUGCAGUAUGGGGGUUCAGCAAACGCCGAGUCGGUGCAAGGUGUGACGCCCCUUCAUCUGGCCGCCCAGGAGGGCCAUGCAGAGAUGGUGGCUCUGCUGCUCUCGAAACAAGCCAAUGGCAACCUGGGGAACAAGAGUGGACUCACUCCCCUCCAUCUGGUAGCACAAGAAGGCCACGUUCCAGUGGCAGACGUGCUGAUCAAACAUGGCGUCAUGGUGGAUGCCACCACCCGGAUGGGCUACACUCCCCUCCAUGUGGCCAGUCACUACGGGAACAUCAAGCUGGUGAAGUUUCUGCUGCAGCACCAGGCAGAUGUAAAUGCCAAGACCAAGCUAGGAUACAGCCCCCUGCACCAGGCAGCCCAGCAGGGACACACAGACAUCGUGACUCUGCUUCUGAAAAACGGUGCUUCCCCAAACGAGGUCAGCUCGGAUGGAACCACACCUCUGGCCAUAGCCAAGCGCUUGGGCUACAUUUCUGUCACCGACGUGCUCAAGGUCGUCACGGAUGAAACCAGUUUCGUGUUAGUCAGUGAUAAGCAUCGGAUGAGUUUCCCUGAGACAGUUGAUGAGAUCCUGGAUGUCUCGGAAGAUGAAGGAACUGCUCAUAUAACUAUAAUGGGGGAAGAACUCAUCGGCUCCAAGGCUGAGAGGCCGGAUUCCAGGGAUGUCGAUGAAGAGAGGGAGCUCCUGGAUUUUGUGCCAAAGCUAGACCAAGUGGUGGAAUCUCCAGCCAUCCCCAGGAUUCCCUGUGUCACACCCGAGACAGUGGUGAUCAGGUCAGAAGAGCAGGAGCAGGCAUCUAAAGAGUAUGAUGAGGACUCCCUCAUCCCCAGCAGUCCGGCCACCGAGACCUCAGACAACAUCAGCCCGGUGGCCAGCCCGGUGCACACAGGGUUUCUGGUGAGCUUCAUGGUCGAUGCCCGGGGUGGUUCCAUGAGAGGAAGUCGCCACAACGGCCUGCGAGUGGUGAUCCCGCCACGGACGUGCGCAGCGCCCACCCGCAUCACCUGCCGCCUGGUCAAGCCCCAGAAGCUCAGCACACCGCCCCCACUGGCCGAGGAGGAGGGCCUGGCCAGCAGGAUCAUUGCCCUGGGGCCCACAGGGGCACAGUUCCUAAGCCCUGUAAUCGUGGAGAUCCCGCACUUUGCCUCUCAUGGCCGUGGAGACCGGGAGCUCGUGGUUCUGAGGAGUGAAAACGGCUCCGUGUGGAAGGAGCACAGGAGCCGCUAUGGAGAGAGCUAUCUGGAUCAGAUCCUCAACGGGAUGGACGAAGAGCUGGGGAGCCUGGAGGAGCUGGAGAAGAAGAGGGUGUGCCGAAUCAUCACCACAGACUUCCCGCUGUACUUUGUGAUCAUGUCGCGGCUCUGCCAGGACUACGACACCAUCGGUCCCGAAGGGGGUUCCCUGAAGAGCAAGCUGGUGCCCCUGGUACAGGCAACGUUCCCGGAGAAUGCAGUCACCAAGAGAGUGAAGCUGGCUCUGCAGGCCCAGCCUGUCCCAGAUGAGCUUGUCACUAAGCUCCUGGGCAACCAGGCCACAUUCAGCCCCAUUGUCACCGUGGAGCCCCGGCGCCGGAAGUUCCACCGCCCCAUCGGACUUCGGAUCCCGCUACCUCCUUCCUGGACCGACAACCCGAGGGACAGCGGGGAGGGAGACACCACCAGCCUGCGCCUGCUUUGCAGCGUCAUUGGAGGAACAGACCAAGCUCAGUGGGAAGACAUAACAGGAACCACCAAACUUGUAUAUGCCAACGAGUGCGCCAACUUCACCACCAAUGUCUCCGCCAGGUUUUGGCUGUCAGACUGUCCUCGGACCGCUGAGGCUGUGAACUUCGCCACUCUGCUCUACAAAGAGCUCACCGCAGUGCCCUACAUGGCCAAAUUUGUCAUCUUUGCCAAAAUGAAUGACCCCCGAGAGGGCCGCCUGCGCUGCUACUGCAUGACGGAUGAUAAAGUGGACAAGACCCUGGAGCAGCAUGAGAACUUCGUGGAGGUGGCCCGGAGCAGGGACAUAGAGGUGUUGGAAGGAAUGUCCCUCUUUGCAGAACUCUCUGGGAACCUGGUGCCUGUGAAGAAAGCUGCCCAGCAGCGGAGCUUCCACUUCCAGUCAUUUCGGGAGAACCGUCUGGCCAUACCUGUAAAGGUGAGGGACAGCAGUCGAGAGCCGGGAGGGUCCCUGUCAUUUCUGCGCAAGGCGAUGAAGUACGAGGACACCCAGCACAUACUCUGCCACCUGAACAUCACCAUGCCCCCCUGCAGCAAGGGAAGUGGGGCUGAAGAUAGGAGAAGGACCCCGACACCCCUGGCCCUGCGGUACAGCAUUCUCAGUGAGUCCACACCAGGUCUUCUCAGUGGGACAGACCAGGCAGAGAAGAUGGCUGUUAUCUCAGAGCACCUCGGUCUCAGCUGGGCAGAGUUGGCCCGGGAGCUGCAGUUCAGUGUGGAAGACAUCAACAGGAUCCGAGUGGAAAAUCCCAACUCCCUGUUGGAGCAGAGCGUGGCCUUGCUGAACCUCUGGGUCAUCCGUGAAGGCCAAAACACAGACAUGGAGAAUCUGUGCACAGCCCUGCAGAGCAUCGACCGUGGCGAGAUUGUGAACAUGCUGGAGGGUUCUGGCCGACAGAGCCGCAACUUGAAGCCAGACAGGCGGCACGCAGACCGCGACUACUCGCUGUCACCCUCCCAGAUGAAUGGUUACUCCUCACUGCAGGACGAGCUGCUGUCCCCUGCCUCCCUAGGCUGUGCGCUUUCCUCUCCGCUACGUGCAGACCAGUACUGGAACGAGGUGGCCGUCCUAGACGCCAUCCCCUUGGUGGCCACGGAGCAUGACACCAUGCUGGAGAUGUCUGACAUGCAGGUGUGGUCCGCGGGCCUCACGCCUUCCCUGGUCACUGCUGAGGACUCCUCUCUGGAGUGCAGCAAGGCCGAGGACUCUGACGCCACAGGUCACGAGUGGAAGUUGGAGGGGGCACUCUCAGAGGAACCGCGGGGCCCCGAGUUGGGCUCUCUGGAACUUGUGGAGGACGACACAGUGGAUUCAGAUGCCACAAAUGGCCUUAUCGAUUUGCUUGAACAGGAGGAAGGUCAGAGGUCAGAAGAGAAGCUGCCAGGUUCUAAGAGGCAGGAUGACGCGACAGGUGCAGGGCAGGACUCAGAGAAUGAAGUGUCUCUUGUUUCAGGCCAUCAGAGGGGGCAAGCCCGAGUCACAUACUCCCCUACCAUGAGUCGGGUGACGGAGAGGAGUCAGGACAGACUGCAGGACUGGGAUCCAGACGGCUCCAUUGUCUCAUACCUGCAAGAUGCUGCACAAGGUUCCUGGCGAGAGGAGGUCACGCAAGGCCCACACUUAUUGCAGAGAACGAGCACCACGACCGAAGGGCUAGAGCCCAGUGGAUCUCAGGAGUACGAGAACGUCCUGGUGUCUGUAAGCGAGCACACGCGGACAGAACAGCCCGAGGCUGAGAGCUCCCAGGCCGAUAGGGACCAGAGGCAGCAAGGUCAAGGAGAGCAGGUGCAGGAGGCCAGGAACACCUUCACCCAGGUGGUGCAGGGGAAUGAGUUUCAGAAUAUUCCAGGGGAGCAGGUGACAGAGGAGCAGUUCACGGAUGAGCAGGGCAACAUUGUCACCAAGAAGAUCAUUCGCAAGGUGGUUCGGCAGAUAGACUCGUCCAGCACCGACGCUGCCCAGGAGCACGAGGAGGAUCACACCUCGACACCCAACCCCUGAACCUCACACACUCUGCCAUGCACACAGGAGGAGAGCUGGACCUGAGGGCCACCGCAGCGGUGCACACGUUCCUCUGGGCUGAUGGCAUGACCUCUGUAAGGGACUCCCGCUAGUCCCCUCUACGCAUGAAUGACUGACUGUAGACGCAUGACCUCCAGGCUUCAAUCCUGCCUCUUGCAAUGACAGCUGAUCUGUCGGAACCAGGACACAAAAGGAGCAAGAAGCGGGGAGAGAGAGGGAUAGAAAACAGGCGUGGGAGAGUGUGUGAACGCAACAGUGAAUGAGGGCUUUUUGUGGCUGGGGAUGGGUUUUGGUUUUGGGGGGUUUUUUUUAGUUGUUUUGACUUCGCACAGGGUACUUUUUCCCGACCUCAUCUGUCAGAAAUUCAUGUGGGCUUCCUGGAAAGAAAAAAAAAAAGAAAGAAAGAAAGAAAGAAAAAGAAAGAAAGAAAGAGAAAGAAAGGAAGGAAGGAAGGAAGGAAGGAAGGAAGGAAGGAAGGAAGGAAGGAAGGAAGGAAGGAAGGAAGAAAACAAACUAGGCAUGAAAUCAGUUUAGCCACCUUAAUCUUGAGCCGUGUCCUCAUCUGCCCACCCUCCCCAACCCAACCCACACACCUCCAUUCCACUUGUGACACCCCCUCCACUCCCUAGUGACGCUCCUCCCAGAUCACUCUACAUGACAUUCAGGACACACACACAUACACACACACACACACACACACCACUCGCCUCCACCGAAUCUACACACAGAUUUUACUGUGACUUCUGAAGCUGUAUAGACUCUGCUGUGGAUAAACUGGAAUUUUUUAUGUUGUCUCUCUCUCUCUCUCUCUCUCUCUCUCUCUCUGCCAAUUUCAGUACAAGUCAUCUACCAACGGAAAAUCAUUACCUUGAGAGUGCAUUCGGGGUUCCUUGUGUUAGGGACUUAAGAAUCUGAGGCGAGGACUCCCAGGCUUACCUGUAGGGCUCAAAGGGAGCCAGGACCCCAUCUGAAAGGGUCUCCUCUCUCAGUUGGGGGACGGGCCGGUGGCUGACCCAGGAUUGCACCAGCAUGUCAAUAGAGAAGAGGUUUUCUAUAUCUUCAAGCACUAUAUCAUAGUCCGUGUUCAAAGUGUAAACUGUACAGUAAUCAGCCUUGUGUAUAUGAAAAACAAUAAAUACUAUGCAAACCAAUA
Messenger RNA from Rhinopithecus roxellana (golden snub-nosed monkey), 7145 nucleotides. RefSeq names its product ankyrin 1 (gene ANK1). The coding region runs from base 281 to 5971 and encodes 1896 amino acids. The transcript is spliced from 43 exons. NCBI's taxonomy places the organism in Eukaryota, Metazoa, Chordata, Mammalia, Primates, Cercopithecidae. Gene Ontology annotation, biological process: signal transduction. Gene Ontology annotation, molecular function: protein binding. The record is from RefSeq and is a predicted model, not a curated record.